AUGGAUAAGAAGAGCAAUAGAUCUAAUCAACAGCGACAAAUUCGAAAAACAUCUCCCCAGAGCGUGACGAUGCGGAAGCAUUUGAUAGCAAAACGACGUUAUUCUCAGCAAUCAACAAAAAUUCUCUGUGCACAUCAUGACUCCUCGUUUCUUCUGUUUCAACAUGCUAAUACGACAACACGUUUAAAACAUCGAACGACGGCAUCGUUUCGGCCACUAGCAACUUCCACUCCCUACGAAGUUCCACCAACACAUUCAUUGAAUAACGAUUCUCCACAUGCCACUUUGCGACAAAGACAACAGCCUCUAUUAACACCUCCAGCCUUUUGCAGUACUCCGAAACAGACUCGUCGUCGAUCGUCCACAAUCAAACGUAAAUUACCCAUUGUUAUAUCACAGCGACGCUUGCAGUUUACUACACAUUCGCAAUCAACGGAUGAAAGUAAACGCUUGAUAAUAAACAAUGUCAAGAUUUGGCUUUUGUAA
Messenger RNA from Adineta ricciae, 486 nucleotides. The record is from the annotation of a GenBank genome assembly. NCBI's taxonomy places the organism in Eukaryota, Metazoa, Rotifera, Eurotatoria, Adinetida, Adinetidae.